GAAGCGCACGGCGGCGUCCUGGGGGGUCCACUGUGAGGACGGAGCUUCCUCUCAGCACCCACCCAGGAGGGGCCGGGGCUUGGGACACGUGGGGCCACGUCCGCUGUGAGCACAGGGAGACGCUCCGGGACACCUGGGGCCGCCGAGGAGAAAGUGAGAAAAAGGCUUCCUGCCCGCGCUCAGGCGUAUCCCAACACCUAUCCUCAGCUUUAAGAAUCCAAUAUUACCUUCACUCUGCGUGGAGACCGCAGUCCUCUGGAAAGAUGAAAGGGCUAAUCCUACUCUAAAGAAGACUCUAGCUAAGUCAGAGGCCUGACUAUCUCUAACACCCAUAGCUUACGGAGGGUUUGAACUGCUCCAAAGUAAAACUUAUAAUUAAGUCCUGUUGAGUUAACAUAUGGAAGGCCUUUCCUAACCACAGAUCUCCUAAUAGAUGAAAAGACGCAUCCAUUACAAAAAUAUGUCAUCAAUCUAGGACAGGUGCAAAGGCACUUUGUGAAUACGGAAACAAGAGUCUUCCCCUCCCACAUGGGAGGAAAAUUCAGUUUCAGCUCAGCUAGGGAUCUAGUCUUACUAAAGACGUGGGAGGAAGUUCUCCAGCUGAGCAGCUUUCCCCAACGUGGAAAGGACCAGGCAAGGACACCUGAGCUUUCCAACAGACGUUCAACGCCAAGGGAUUCACAGUUCUGGGAGGUGAUCUCUGAUGAGCACGCCAUCGACUCCGCUGGCACCUACCACGGGGACAGCCACCUACAGCUGGAGCGCAUCAACGUGUACUACAACGAGGCCAGCGGUGGCAGGUACGUGCCCCGCGCUGUGCUGGUGGAUCUGGAGCCGGGUACUAUGGACUCUGUGCGCUCGGGGCCCUUCGGGCAGGUCUUCAGGCCAGAUAAUUUCAUCUUCGGUCAGUGUGGGGCCGGAAACAACUGGGCCAAGGGACACUACACAGAAGGCGCGGAGCUGAUGGAGUCAGUGAUGGACGUCGUCAGAAAGGAGGCUGAGAGCUGUGACUGCCUGCAGGGUUUCCAGCUGACCCACUCCCUGGGUGGGGGGACGGGGUCUGGGAUGGGUACCCUUCUGCUCAGUAAGAUCCGGGAGGAGUACCCAGACAGGAUCAUAAACACAUUCAGCAUCCUGCCCUCGCCCAAGGUGUCGGACACCGUGGUGGAGCCCUACAACGCCACCCUCUCAGUCCACCAGCUCAUAGAAAACGCGGAUGAGACCUUCUGCAUAGAUAACGAAGCGCUGUAUGACAUAUGUUCCAGGACCCUAAAGCUGCCCACACCCACCUAUGGUGACCUGAACCACCUGGUGUCUGCGACCAUGAGCGGGGUCACCACGUGCCUGCGCUUCCCAGGCCAGCUGAAUGCCGACCUGCGGAAGCUGGCCGUGAACAUGGUCCCGUUUCCCCGGCUGCACUUCUUCAUGCCCGGCUUCGCCCCACUGACCAGCCGGGGCAGCCAGCAGUACCGGGCCUUGACCGUGGCUGAGCUCACCCAGCAGAUGUUUGAUGCUAAAAACAUGAUGGCGGCCUGCGACCCCCGCCAUGGCCGCUACCUGACGGCGGCCGCCAUUUUCAGGGGUCGCAUGCCCAUGAGGGAGGUGGAUGAACAGAUGUUCAACAUUCAAGAUAAGAACAGCAGCUACUUUGCUGACUGGCUCCCCAACAACGUAAAAACAGCCGUCUGUGACAUCCCACCCCGGGGGCUGAAAAUGUCGGCCACCUUCAUUGGGAAUAACACAGCCAUCCAGGAACUCUUCAGGCGUGUCUCAGAGCAGUUUACAGCAAUGUUCAGGCGCAAGGCCUUCCUCCACUGGUACACGGGCGAGGGCAUGGAUGAGAUGGAAUUCACUGAGGCCGAGAGCAACAUGAAUGACCUGGUGUCUGAAUAUCAGCAAUAUCAGGAUGCCACGGCCGAGGAGGAGGAGUUUGAGGAGGAUGCUGAGGAGGAGGUGGCCUAGAACGCCCCUUUCCUAGGUAAAGAGGGGAAGCAGUGUGGAUUCUUUACUGUGUUCUGACAGCCAUGUGUCACUACACACUUGUUCGUUUCUGUCUUCACAUCUCCUCCUGCUGCAUUUUAAAGCAUUUUUAUAGUAUGCGGUUUUGACUAAUAAAGUGUUCUCAUAGCAUCUG
Molecule: messenger RNA, 2134 nt
Organism: Pongo pygmaeus (Bornean orangutan)
Lineage: Eukaryota; Metazoa; Chordata; Mammalia; Primates; Hominidae
Product: tubulin beta-8 chain
Exons: 5
Coding region: 529-1962 (477 amino acids)
Biological process (GO): microtubule-based process
Cellular component (GO): microtubule
Molecular function (GO): GTP binding; GTPase activity; structural constituent of cytoskeleton
Source: RefSeq, a predicted model, not a curated record